Messenger RNA from Cebus imitator (Panamanian white-faced capuchin), 2424 nucleotides. RefSeq names its product zinc finger protein 280B (gene ZNF280B). The transcript is spliced from 2 exons. The record is from RefSeq and is a predicted model, not a curated record. Gene Ontology annotation, biological process: regulation of DNA-templated transcription. The coding region runs from base 726 to 2366 and encodes 546 amino acids. NCBI's taxonomy places the organism in Eukaryota, Metazoa, Chordata, Mammalia, Primates, Cebidae. Gene Ontology annotation, molecular function: RNA polymerase II cis-regulatory region sequence-specific DNA binding; DNA-binding transcription factor activity, RNA polymerase II-specific.
UAGAAGGGCCAUUGUUUGAAUACACAGAAAUAAUCUGAAAGGCAGAUUGUCAUCCACCGAUCUCUCAGCUUUCUUUGGAGUUGAAGCCCUCCUGUUGGCCUCUCCCAUCACGGGGGUGAGAAUUGAUUUUUGAGGACAGACCCUUUAGAUCUGAUAUGUCUUUGCAUGUCUAACCUUCCUACCCCAGUGUCUCAAGAUUUUGGUAAAUUGGAAAAUAAGAGUUCAUUCAUCUAUUGGUAGACAUUUGUAGAAAAGGGUCUCUGGACAUCUGGAGAAGAAGAAAACUCUCUUAUGGUCUAGUGCUACUCUUGUUCUUAAUGAACUUGUUCAUUAACUUACUAGCUUUGUUCCUGAUUCUUGCUCUAUUCCUCUUUUUCAUUUUGAGUGAUGGUUGGAUGGAGGGUUAAUCAGUAUGGAUAGCAGCCAGAAAUCUAACCAAGAUCAGGUAGGUGGGAAGUCCAGCAAUGUUAUUGGAAUCCAGUUUAAGUGUUUCUUGUUUAUUAACAAUAAGAAUUCAUAUCUCAGAUUUUUGGAGGCUGGGAAGUUCAAGAUCAAGAUGCUGGCCAAUUUGGUUCCCUAGUGGAGGCUCUCUUCCUGACUGGUAGAUGACAGCCUUCUUGCUGUGUUCUCACAUGACAGAGAGGAAGCAAAGUCUAUGGUGGCAGUUAUAUCAAGGAAGAAUUGGGACUUGUGGCUGCACUGUUCCAGAAUUUAAAAAUUAGAAAAUGGAGCAAUCAUGUGAUGAAGAAAAAGAGCCUGAACCACAAAAGAACAUAAAAGAAACCAAACAAGUAGAUGACAAAGACGCUGAGCUCAUCUUUGUUGGUGUAGAACAUGUAAAUGAAGAUGCUGAGCUAAUCUUUGUUGGGGUGACUUCAAAUUCAAAACCAGUCGUUUCAAACAUUUUGAACAGAGUCACCCCGGGUUCAUGGUCAAGGAGAAGAAAGUAUGGUCACCUUAGAAAAGAUACUGCUCACAAAUUACAGCCUACAAGUCAUGAGACCCUUACAUCAGAAGCAGUGACUGUCUUGCCAGCUUCCCAACUUGAAUCGAGAUCAGCAGAUAGUCCUAUUAUUAUUGAGCCUUUGUCUAAACCUGAUUAUAAAAAUAGUUCACCACAAGUUGUGCCUAAUAGCUCUUCAGAACUGCCUUCUCCUUUGAUUACAUUCACAGGUUCAUUGCAUCAUCCAGUAAGUGCAGCACUUUCAGUAGGAGGUAUAAAUGAAAGUCCUUGUGUAUCAAAGCGACUUUCUACUUCUGAAGUAAACAGCAUAAAUCCCAAAAGGUCUAAACUCAGGGAUGGAAUUAUGGAAGGAUAUUCUUCAGCUUCAUCCCCUUCAGAUACCUUUCAUACAGUGAAUACAGUGAGUACUCAGCAAAGUACACCCUCAAACAAUGUGCGUACCUCAUUAAGCCAUGUUCUGAAUGGAGCACCUUUUCCAGAAACUUUUCCAAAGGACAAUAUCCAUUUCAAGCCUAUAAAUAUAAAUCUUGAUAGGGAAAAUGAAUUGGCAAAAACAGACAUUUUGAGUCUAGUAAGCCAAAACAAGACCCUUGAUCCCAAAAAAGAAAAUCCAGUCAUGUUACUUAGUGACUUUUACUAUGGACAGCAUAAAGGAGAUGGGCAGCCAGAACAGAAGACUCAUACCACCUUUAAAUGCCUCAGCUGCUUGAAAGUUCUAAAAAAUGUUAAGUUUAUGAAUCACGUGAAGCAUCAUUUGGAAUUUGAGAAGCAGAGGAACGACAGCUGGGAAAACCAUACCACCUGCCAGCACUGCCACCGGCAGUUUCCCACUCCCUUUCAGCUACAGUGUCAUAUCGAAAAUGUCCACACUGCCCAGGAGCCCUCUACUGUCUGUAAGAUCUGUGAAUUGUCAUUUGAAACAGAUCAGGUCCUUUUACAACACAUGAAGGACAUUCAUAAGCCUGGUGAAAUGCCCUACGUGUGCCAUGUUUGCCAUUACAGAUCAUCGUUCUUUGCUGAUGUGGAAACACAUUUUAGAACAUGCCAUGAAAACACAAAGAAUUUGCUUUGUCCCUUUUGUCUCAAAAUUUUCAAAACUGCAACACCAUACAUGUGUCAUUAUAGGGGCCAUUGGGGAAAGAAUGUACAUCAGUGUUCUAAGUGCCGACUACAGUUUUUAACUUUCAAGGAGAAAAUGGAGCACAAGACCCAGUGUCAUCAAACGUUUAAGAAGCCUAAACAACUAGAAGGAUUACCUCCUGAAACAAAAGUUAUUAUUCAAGUGUCGCUGGAACCUCUUCAACGAGGUUCAGUGGAAGUAGCACCCAUAACUGUGAGCACAUCUGACCCUGAACCAUCACUCCCCAGUUCUAAAAGCAAAAUUUCAAAAAAGUUUCAUUAAUUCUGGUUUCAGUAAAUUUAAAGCAGGUUUUCAAACUGAAUUUAAAAAUGUCAUAAAA